AUGACUCCGGAAUACAAGGCCCAAAAGGAAGCUGCCGUCUCCUUCCUCGGCGGAGGCGGCAUCUGGGAGAUCAACCAUGUCACCCUGGUAGCGCCCGCGGCCGCCUUUCUGUGGGCCAUGUUGCAAACCCGACAAGGCUAUUUCAAGGUCUACACUAUUCCCGCCGCCUUCUCGGAUUUCCUCAUACAAUGUUGUGCCAUCUUGUACGCCAUUACUGUCUACUCUUCCGCGCCGCAGAUGCUCAAUGGUUUGAUGCUGCUGCCCGCCAUUGCCGCAUUUCUGCAGCCUGCUCCAGAGGUCGUGGCGGAGGCGAAAUUCCCGCCGAAGAAUGACGAAGACGCAAAGGCGCAGAAUGUCAAGGACGACAAGGAUCCUCUGCCCGUCAAGCCGUUCAUCACGACGUAUCGAGGAGCCAUGAUGAUCAUCACGUGUGCUAGUAUCCUAGCUGUCGACUUUCCCGUCUUUCCUCGAAGAUUCGCCAAGACGGAAUCAUUUGGCACUUCUCUCAUGGACCUCGGAGUCGGCUCAUUCGUCUUCGCGGCCGGCGUGGUAGCUGCCCGACAACAGCUGAAGGAACAGCAUCAAGUCAUGAAAGGUUUCACAGCUAGAAUGAUGUCUGCCAUGCGCCACUCCCUUCCCCUGGUCAUCCUCGGCUUCGUUCGCCUCUGGUCCGUCAAAUCCCUCGAGUACGCCGAACACGUCAGCGAGUACGGCGUUCACUGGAACUUCUUCUUCACUCUUGCCCUGCUCUCCCCGACCGUUGCCCUCAUCCAGCCCGUCCUCCGCUGGGUCCCAUCCUACAACAUCUUCGCCUUCGCCAUGGCCAUCUGCUACGAGAUUGCCCUCUACUGUGUUCCUGACCUCAAGGCCUACAUCAUCCUCUCCGCCCGGCAUGAAGGCGACUGGCUGUCGCAAAACCGCGAGGGUGUCUUCUCUUUCAUCGGGUACCUCUGCAUCUUCAUUGCCGGCAUGGGAACCGGUCUCAACAUCCUACCUCCGGACACCGAACAGCCGGCCGCCCCACCCCGCGUCUCACAAAAAAUGGGCAAACCCGAACUCCCUAAACGCACUCUCCCCCGCCUCGCAUUCUGGACCGCCCUCUGGUUCGUCUUCUCCACAUGGGCGAUGUGGACCUAUGGGCCCCGCCUCUUCGUCUCCCGCCGCAUGGCAAAUCUCGCCUACGUCUGCUGGGUAUGCACGUUCAACACCGCGCAGCUCUGCGCAUUCGCGGGCAUCGAGGCGGUAAUGUUUCCAAAUAUCUACAAGGGCAAGAAUCGCGCGGAGGAGAAGAAGCGGGUUGCGUAUGCUACGAGUCGGGUCAUGCGAGCGUUCAAUCGGAAUGGGUUGGCGGUUUUCUUGCUGGCUAAUCUGCUUACUGGAGCAGUAAACUUGAGCAUGGAUACGUUGCAUAUGGGUGAUGUAGGUGCCAUGAUUGUGUUGACGAGCUACAUGGGUGUCCUCACCGCGGUGGCGCUGGCAUUGGACAUUUACGACAUCUCGAUCAAGCUCUGA
Messenger RNA from Zymoseptoria tritici IPO323, 1512 nucleotides. RefSeq lists its product as uncharacterized. NCBI's taxonomy places the organism in Eukaryota, Fungi, Ascomycota, Dothideomycetes, Mycosphaerellales, Mycosphaerellaceae. Gene Ontology annotation, biological process: protein localization to plasma membrane; GPI anchor biosynthetic process. Gene Ontology annotation, cellular component: endoplasmic reticulum; membrane. The coding region runs from base 1 to 1512 and encodes 503 amino acids. Gene Ontology annotation, molecular function: glucosaminyl-phosphatidylinositol O-acyltransferase activity. The record is from RefSeq and is a predicted model, not a curated record. The transcript is spliced from 3 exons.